GACGUUGUUCAGGGGUGUGGGGUAGAUGUUGUUCAGGGUGUGGGGGAGUGGUUGUUCAGGGUGUGGGGGGGAGAUGUUGUUCAGGGUGUGGGCGGAGACGUUCAGGGUGUGGGGGGAGUUGUUCAGGGGUGUGGGGGAGACGUUGUUUGGGGGGGUGUGGGGGAGAGGUUCAGGGGUGUGGGGGGAGACAUUGUUCAGGGGUGUGGGGGAGAUGUUGUUCAGGGGGUGUGGGGGUGAUGUUGUUCAGGGUGUGGGGGAGUGGUUGUUCAGGGUGUGGGGGGGAGAUGUUGUUCAGGGUGUGGGGGGGAGACGUUGUUCAGGGGUGUGGGGGGAGACAUUGUUCAGGGGUGUGGGGGGAGACAUUGUUCAGUGUGUGUGGGGGAGUGGUUGUUCAGGGUGUGUGGGGGGGAGUGGUUGUUCAGGGUGUGGGGGGAGUGGUUGUUCAGGGUGUGGGGGGUGACGUUGUUCAGGGUGUGUGGUGGAGACGUUGUUCAGGGGUGUGUGGGGGAGAUGUUGUUCAGGGGUGUGUGGGGGAGACGUUGUUCAGUGUGUGGGGGGAGACGUUGUUCAGGGGUGUGGGGGAGAUGUUGAGGGGUGUGGGGGAGACGUUGUUCAGGGUGUGGGGGGAGACGUUGUUCAGGGUGUGGGGGGAGACGUUGUUCAGGGUGUGGGGGGAGUUGUUCAGGGGUGUGGGGGAGACGUUGUUUGGGGGUGUGUGGGGGAGAGGUUCAGGGGUGUGGGGGGAGACAUUGUUCAGGGUGUGUGGGGGAGAUGUUGUUCAGGGUGUGGUGGGAGACGUUGUUCAGGGUGUGGGGGGAGACGUUGUUCAGGGUGUGUGGUGGAGACGUUGUUCAGGGGUGUGUGGGGGAGACGUUGUUCAGUGUGUGGGGGGAGACGUUGUUCAGGGGUGUGUGGGGGGAUGUUGUUCAGGGUGUGUGGGGGAGAUGUUGUUCAGGAUGUGGGGGGGAGUUGUUGUUUAGGGUGUGGGGGAGACGUUGUUCAGGGGUGUGGGGGGAGACAUUGUUUGGGGGUGUGUGGGGGAGAGGUUCAGGGGUGUGGGGGGACACAUUGUUCAGGGGUGUGGGGGAGAUGUUGUUCAGUGUGUGUGGGGGAGAUGUUGUUCAGGGUGUGGGAGGGAGUUGUUCAGGGGUGUGGGGGAGAUGUUGUUCAGGAUGUGGGGGGGUGUUGUUGUUCAGGUGUGUGUGGGGGAGAUGUUGUUCAGUGUGUGGGGGAUACGUUGUUCAGGGGUGUGGGGGGAGACGUUGUUCAGGGUGUGGGGGAGAGGUUGUUCAGGGUGUGUGGUGGAGAUGUUGUUCAGUGUGUGGGGGAGAUGUUGUUGAGGGGUGUGGGGGAGAUGUUGUUCAGGGUGUGGGGGGAGACGUUGUUCAGGGGUGUGUGGGGGAGACGUUGUUCAGUGUGUGGGGGGAGAUGUUGUUUAGGGGUGUGGGGGAGACGUUGUUCAGUGGGUGUGGGGGAGACGUUGUUCAGGGGUGUGGGGGGGAAACGUUAUUCAGGGGUGUGGGGUAGACGUUGUUCAGGGUGUGGGGGGAGUGGUUGUUCAAGGUGUGUGGGGGUGUUGUUGUUCAGGGUGUGGGUGGGAGAUGUUGUUCAGGGUGUGGGGGGGAGUUGUUCAGGGGUGUGGGGGAGAUGUUGUUCAGGGGUGUGGGGGAGAUGUUCAAGGGUGUGGGGGGAGACAUUGUUCCGGGGUGUGUUGGGGAGACGUUGUUCGGGGUGUGGGGGGAGACGUUGUUCGGGGUGUGGGGGGAGAUGUUGUUCAGGGUGUGUUGGGGAGACGUUGUUCAGGGUGUGUGGGGGAGACGUUGUACAGUGUGUGGGGGGAGACGUUGCUCAGGGUGUGGGGGGGGAGUGGUUGUUCAGGGUGUGGGGGGAGUGGUUGUUCAGGGUGUGGGGGGAGAGGUUGUUCAGGGGUGUGGGGGGAGAUGUUGUUCAGGGUGUGGGGGAGUGGUUGUUCAGGGUGUGGGGGGGAGAUGUUGUUCAGGGUGUGGGGGGGAGACGUUGUUCAGGGGUGUGGGGGGAGACAUUGUUCAGGGGUGUGGGGGGAGACAUUGUUCAGUGUGUGUGGGGGAGUGGUUGUUCAGGGUGUGUGGGGGGGAGUGGUUGUUCAGGGUGUGGGGGGAGUGGUUGUUCAGGGUGUGGGGGGAGUUGUUGUUCAGGGUGUGGUGGGAGACGUUGUUCAGGGUGUGGGGGGAGACGUUGUUCAGGGUGUGUGGUGGAGACGUUGUUCAGGGGUGUGUGGGGGAGAUGUUGUUCAGGGGUGUGUGGGGGAGACGUUGUUCAGUGUGUGGGGGGAGACGUUGUUCAGGGGUGUGGGGGAGAUGUUGAGGGGUGUGGGGGAGAUGUUGUUCAGGGUGUGGGGGGAGACGUUGUUCAGGGUGUGGGGGGAGUUGUUCAGGGGUGUGGGGGAGACGUUGUUUGGGGGUGUGUGGGGGAGAGGUUCAGGGGUGUGGGGGGAGACAUUGUUCAGGGUGUGUGGGGGAGAUGUUGUUCAGGGUGUGGGGGGAGACGUUGUUCAGGGUGUGGGGGGAGUUGUUCAGGGGUGUGGGGGAGACGUUGUUUGGGGGUGUGUGGGGGAGAGGUUCAGGGGUGUGGGGGGAGACGUUGUUCAGGGGUGUGGGGGAGAGGUUGUUCAGGGAGUGUGGGUGAGAUGUUGUUCAGUGUGUGUGGGGGAGAUGUUGAGGGGUGUGGGCGAGAUGUUGUUCAGGGUGUGGGGGAGUGGUUGUUAAGGGUGUGGGGGGGUAGAUGUUGUUCAGGGUGUGGGGGGGAGACGUUGUUCAGGGGUGUGGGGGGAGACAUUGUUCAGGGUGUGUGGGGGAGUGGUUGUUCAGGGUGUGUGGGGGAGUGGUUGUUCAGGGUGUGGGGGGAGACGUUGUUCAGGGUGUGGGGGGAGUUGUUCAGGGGUGUGGGGGAGACGUUGUUUGGGGGUGUGUGGGGGAGAGGUUCAGGGGUGUGGGGGAAGACGUUGUUCAGGGUGUGUGGGGGAGACGUUGUUCAGUGUGUGGGGGGGAGAUGUUGUUCAGGGGUGUGGGGGAGACGUUGUUCAGGGGUGUGGGGUAGAUGUUGUUCAGGGUGUGGGGGAGUGGUUGUUCAGGGUGUGGGGGGGAGAUGUUGUUCAGGGUGUGGGCGGAGACGUUCAGGGUGUGGGGGGAGUUGUUCAGGGGUGUGGGGGAGACGUUGUUUGGGGGGGUGUGGGGGAGAGGUUCAGGGGUGUGGGGGGAGACAUUGUUCAGGGGUGUGGGGGAGAUGUUGUUCAGGGGGUGUGGGGGUGAUGUUGUUCAGGGUGUGGGGGAGUGGUUGUUCAGGGUGUGGGGGGGAGAUGUUGUUCAGGGUGUGGGGGGGAGACGUUGUUCAGGGGUGUGGGGGGAGACAUUGUUCAGGGGUGUGGGGGGAGACAUUGUUCAGUGUGUGUGGGGGAGUGGUUGUUCAGGGUGUGUGGGGGGGAGUGGUUGUUCAGUGUGUGUGGGGGAGUGGUUGUUCAGGGUGUGUGGGGGGGAGUGGUUGUUCAGGGUGUGGGGGGAGUGGUUGUUCAGGGUGUGGGGGAGUUGUUGUUCAGGGUGUGGUGGGAGACGUUGUUCAGGGUGUGGGGGGAGACGUUGUUCAGGGUGUGUGGUGGAGACGUUGUUCAGGGGUGUGUGGGGGAGAUGUUGUUCAGGGGUGUGUGGGGGAGACGUUGUUCAGUGUGUGGGGGGAGACGUUGUUCAGGGGUGUGGGGGAGAUGUUGAGGGGUGUGGGGGAGAUGUUGUUCAGGGUGUGGGGGGAGACGUUGUUCAGGGUGUGGGGGGAGUUGUUCAGGGGUGUGGGGGAGACGUUGUUUGGGGGUGUGUGGGGGAGAGGUUCAGGGGUGUGGGGGGAGACAUUGUUCAGGGUGUGUGGGGGAGAUGUUGUUCAGGGUGU
Messenger RNA from Hypanus sabinus (Atlantic stingray), 3912 nucleotides. Its product is annotated as keratin-associated protein 5-1-like. The transcript has 2 exons. The record is from RefSeq and is a predicted model, not a curated record. NCBI's taxonomy places the organism in Eukaryota, Metazoa, Chordata, Chondrichthyes, Myliobatiformes, Dasyatidae. The coding region runs from base 1602 to 2744 and encodes 380 amino acids.